Messenger RNA from Hydra vulgaris (swiftwater hydra), 3513 nucleotides. RefSeq lists its product as uncharacterized. Lineage: Eukaryota; Metazoa; Cnidaria; Hydrozoa; Anthoathecata; Hydridae. Gene Ontology annotation, cellular component: RNA N6-methyladenosine methyltransferase complex. The record is from RefSeq and is a predicted model, not a curated record.
UAUUUAACAGUAAUAAAUAUCUUUAUAGAAUACAAUAAUAAAAAUCUGCUUUGGAUUAAAUAUAAGUUUGCUAAAAUGUCAUCAACACGCAAAGUAACUAUUGAUUCUGGGAGAAGAAUAGCUACUGGUGAUGCUCUUGAUUCUUCAAAAAAAAAAAGUGUUUUUGAGCGACUUGGUGGUAAUGGCUCUACUCCAAAGUCUGUUGUAAAAACUAAGAUAUCUAAAAAGAUUUCCAGUGAAAAUCAAAGCGAAGAUGAGGAUGGUGAUGAAAAAGAGAAAAGGAAAGUAGUAAGUUUCACUGUGAAAAAAAAUUCUCUGGUAGAAGACUCUGAAAACAAACUAAAGAAAAAAAAGCAAGAAACUGAGGAAGAUAUCACAAAGCCUAAAAAAAAGAAGAAACAAAAAGUGGAAGGAGCAUCUUUAAAACCCAAAAAAAAUUUGGAUGGAUUGUUAGAGGAAGGAAACACUGUUGAUACAUUUGUUCGUAAAAAGAAAAAAAAAAUUCUAUCCCCAACAUUAUCUACUGUUAAAAAAAAAAAGAAGGCUUUAAUUGAAGAGGAACAGGAGCCAUUUCCAUUGAAGAAAAAUUCUGCUAAACCGCCUAACGAUUUAAGAAAAAUACAAACUGAUUCAUCUAUUGACCAAGAAGAUUCAGAAAAAAAGAAAAAAAAAAUAAAACAAGGAAAGCAGUCCCCCUUAGAAAAUAUUAAAAAAAUAAAGAAAAAUGAGAUUUCAUCAUUAUCUCCAACAAAAAAGAAAGUAAAAUCAAAAAUAUCUGAUGAUGAGAACAAUUUUGAUAAAUUGCACAAAAAACAAAAUAAACCAUCUCUUACAUCAUCUGAUGAUGACGAUGACAUUCUACAUAAAAAGAAGAUUAAGAAAGGAAAAAAGCAAAUAAAAACAAGUGUAUCAUUAUCUCCAAUAAAAGAUUUGUCUUCGUUUGAUUCAGAUAGUGUUGGUUUAACUUCUGAAUCAGAACAUGAUGAAAGAGUUAAGAAAAGAAGAAAAACAUACCAUUUUAAUGAUAGAGGAAAAGAAACUUUUUAUGAAAGAUCACAUUUUGUUGGUAGACAAAAUACAGAUAUGCAGAAUCGUAUAAAAAAAAAUUUUAGGGAUUUUGAUAAAAAUCGCGAUGAUCGACUUCCUGAAAGACGACAAAACCAAAUCCGCCAAUAUGAUCAAGAAGAUUUAGAUAAUCGUCGUCAUGAUGAUUUUCACAGAAACAAGCGAACUGAUCAGUACAAUAGUGAUGAUAGAUUUACAAGUAGAAUAGACAAUCGCCAAACAUAUAAUCAUUACAAUAAAAGGAACAACGAUUAUAAUCAGUUAUCCUGGCAUGAUAAUGACUGUGAUGAAAGGCGAACAGAUAUGCGCUUUGAUGAUCGAAAUCAUAAUAUGGAUGACAGGUGUAAUAAUCGAAAUCCAAAUAACAGAUAUGAUUACAGAGAUACAAGAGAUAACAUUGAUAAUCAGAGAGAUUAUUAUCGAGAGGAUAAUAGAGACUUUCGAAGUAAUGAUGACCACACAACAGAUUGGAAUCAUGAUUAUGCUGAUAAUGAGCAUUACAAUAAUCGAGGCCAUCAUUUCUACAGAGGUAGAGGGCGGGGAUAUAGAGGAGGCAGAGGAAACUUUAGAGGAAAUUAUAGUAAUUAUAACAAUAAUGAUGGUGGAUUAGUUGGUAGGUACAAUCAAAGAACCUCACCCACACAUAGAGAUUAUGAUAAUUAUAAUGAUGUCCAAGGUGAAUACCUCCCAGAAAGAUCUGCUAGAUAUGACUACCAUGAUAAUAACUAUCAUAAAGAUGUAAGUCGUUCUAAAGAAAGAAAGUUUGAGUUGUCUCCAAUAAGAGAUCCAAAUUUUAUCGGCAGUAUAUCAAGAAAGCGUGAGUUAAGUGAAGAAACGGAUAAACGUAGAAAAAGGAAGCAUGAAAUUUCAAAAAAGAAAUCUUCAAAAGAUAAAGGCAGUGAAAGCGAAAUAACAGAUGAUGAAACAAAAAAGAAGAAAGCUAAAAUUGAAAAACCAACAAAAGAUUUAAAGGAAAACGAUCACAGUAAAGUUUCCAAAAAAAUAACUCCUUCUAAACAAACUGUCCGUGAGGAAUCACCUAAAUCUACAAAAACUACUAAAGAUGUAAAGCAAAAAGUUGAAAAUGAUGAUAAAUCUAAAGAGAAAAAAUUAAUUUCAAAUAAAAAAUUACCUCCAGUGAAAGAUCCUAGUGUAUCUAAAGAGGAAAAAAUAACAAUAAAAAGUGAAAUAGAUAAUAUUAAAAAAGAUGAUUUUCCUACAAAGCGAGAUGAAAAAAACUUGGUUGAUAGUGCGAAAAAUGAAAAACGACACUGCAAAGAAAAAAGCACCUGUAAAGAUGAAAGUGAAGAUUUAAAUGAAAAUAGAAAGAGUAGAUUAUCUGAACGUACAGGAAUUUCUACAGGAUGGUCCUCUACUCAUUCAGACUUUAGAAAAGGACGUUCUCCAGUACGUUCUAAUGAUAGUAGGCGGUCUCCUGCACAUUCAACAGAUAGCAGAAAAGAUAGAUCUCCUGAAUCAAGAGAUUCUUAUAAACGAGGUUGGUCACCUGUAAAAUAUGACAGAAGAAGAUCUCCUAUUUACAAUCGAGAUGCAUAUAGGCGUGAAUCAUAUGUUUUUGAUAGAAACAAAAAUCAUGAUGUAUCUCGCAGUUGGGAAAGAAACAAAAGUCCAAAUAAUAGAGGUGACACCCCAUCAUUAGAUAGUGAAAAACGCAUUAUAGAUUGUUUAGAUGUUUACGAAAGCAUAAGUGAUGAAGAACUUGAUUUGUUCGAUGACAAUGACGAAGAAUUUCCUCAACCAGCAUCAGUUUUAGAGGUUGACUGGAGCUUGCUUCAGAAUGGUGAAAAUUUUAAGGUGGAUAAAGAAAGCGAAUCAUUACCUGAAUUUAAACGCAAGUUGUGUCCUGGUAACAUUCUUGCAGAAAUUGGCUAUUCACCAUCUCUUUUAAAAAAAUCCAUUGUCGAACGUGUGCAAGAUGCUUGUUUUUCCUGUAUGCGAAUUGAAUCAAGGUUUUUGGAGCCAAGUGAAGAAGUAAAAUUGCAAACAGGAAUGGCUGCUACAGUUCGCAAAGUAUUCAAAAAUAGAUCAGCUAGAAAAGACUUGUUUUUAAAAUGCUUGACUGGUUUAAAAAAUGAUUUAGCUUUAAGAAGAGAACUUAGAAAGCCUGUUGAUAAGAUUGGAAGUAAUUCUACAAUUUUUUACAGUGCUCCCUCGCAACCUGCAGAUUACGAUUUAUUUUUAAAUAGUGUUGAUUUGUAUGAUAAAAAAGAAUGUAGUAAUGGUUAUCCAUUGCAUAUUUCUUUAGUAUCUAAAGUUGGUUCUGUAAUCAUUUGCAAAUCAUGAAGAUUUGUAUUUAAUUGCGCAAAUUGUAAAUUGUAUUUAAUAAAAGUCAUUAAAAAAUUUUUAUCUCAAAUACACUAAUAUGAUAAUACUGUAUGUAUGCUAUUUGGUUGAUAUUUUUUUAAUGAUAUACAAUUUAUUUAUUUA